AUGGGAGCUAUUGGAGGAGGAGUCUUUCAAUCCAUCAAGGGGUUCCGCAAUGCUCCUGCAGGUGCUGCACAUAGAUUGAAGAGCAGUGUACAGGCAGUGCGCAUCAGAGCUCCACAAAUUGGAGGCAACUUUGCGGUUUGGGGUGGCCUGUUCUCGACUAUUGACUGUGGGUUGGUUCGGCUGAGAGGAAAAGAGGAUCCGUGGAACUCGAUCACUAGUGGUGCUCUGACAGGGGCGAUCCUGGCAGCACGCAGUGGACCUUUAACUAUGGUGGGCUCUGCAAUGAUGGGAGGAUUUUUGCUUGCUCUUAUUGAGGGAUUUGGGAUACUUCUAACCAGAUAUACAGCCCAACAAUUUCAGAACCCGAUGCCCUUUGCAGAGGAUCCUGAUCAGUUACUUCCAAAAGACAGAGGCCAAAAACAUGAUGAAACAUAUUAG
Knipowitschia caucasica is the source of this 438-nucleotide messenger RNA. The record is from the annotation of a GenBank genome assembly. Lineage: Eukaryota; Metazoa; Chordata; Actinopteri; Gobiiformes; Gobiidae.